AUGUCCCCGUCCCCGAGCCGCAAUGUCCCUCACCCUCCUGCGCAGACAAACGCCCCCCGUUUUCUCCAGGAGGGCAUGAGGCGGCGGUCCCCCCGCAGCCGACAGCCCGCUCUCGACCCGAGGGAUACGAGCAUCGUCGAUCAGGCAGCCAUCGCCGCAGCUCAGCAACAAUGCUUCGACUCGCCCAACAGCGUCUUUACCUGCUAUCCCAUCGACACCACCGUUGUCGCGCAGCAUGAGUGGGCUAGUAUCGUCUGGAACUCCCGCCUCCCCCAGUUCGCACAGACGAAUCUCGUCAAUCUUUUCGUUGUUCAGGCAGAUACCGGGGUGAUCGUUUGGAAUGCCACCAACGUCACAAACCCUGCCAACAUAUCUGGUUUGAAGCACGCUCAAGUAGACGACGCUUGGUUCGGCGACCAAGGUCUCCAUUUCAGCGGGAAGAACCGGUCGUUCCCUUUCUACUGGUUGAUCACUCGCAACGAUAGGGAAAUCACAAACACCGACGUCCCCCAAGCCACUUUCACUGCCGUCCAAACCACCAUCUUGGACUCCGUGUCGUCAUCCAUUGCAUCGGUUGCCUCUGCGUCAUCAGCAUCUGCUGCGUCGGCGGCGACAGCAUCGCCGACACCAACAAGUGGAUCGCCGUCGUCCACUUCACUCUCCGAUGGACCCCAGGGUGCUUCCCCCACCGGGCAGGUGCAGAAUCCAAACGGCAGCUCCUCUUUCCCCAAGUGGGCCAUCGCGGUAAUCACUGUUCUCGGGUUCUUCGCUCUCGUGGCGUCAGUCGUCUUGGUGUUUUACAUCAUGAGGAGAUUACGCCAACGCCGGCAGGACAUCUCACAACGGAACUCGAUGGGCUCUUCAACACCAAUGAUGGCUAACGUCGACACCGGAGGCCCCACGUCUCCCACCGCGCCACUCUCGGGAGGUUUCGGUGCGGCUGCUGGUGCGGGUGCGGGUGCUUACGCUGCGAACCGGACGAGCUCCCCGACCACGGCGGAAGCGCAUGGUCAGGACGGCGCAUCAAUGAUCUCAAGGACGAGCGAUCAAGGACUCUUUUCCGGUGCGGACGCGGCCAUUAUGGCCAAUGCGUUCCGGCAGGCACUUCGAAAGCCCGACUUCGCGGAUCGGCCGGUUAUCGAAGGCGAGAGUCCCGACGACCAGCACGCACAGUCGCGGGCGGAGCUCAUCAACCAGGAACUCGCCGAGGAAGGGAGGGACAUCCGAAGCGUCAGCUCCAGCCGCGGCGUCAAGGUCGAAACACUCAGCGACGACGGCAACGAUACAGCGACAGUACACCAUUAG
Molecule: messenger RNA, 1305 nt
Organism: Epithele typhae
Lineage: Eukaryota; Fungi; Basidiomycota; Agaricomycetes; Polyporales; Epitheliaceae
Exons: 4
Coding region: 1-1305 (434 amino acids)
Source: RefSeq, a predicted model, not a curated record